This is a messenger RNA of Miniopterus natalensis, 1021 nucleotides long. RefSeq names its product E3 ubiquitin-protein ligase SIAH1-like. NCBI's taxonomy places the organism in Eukaryota, Metazoa, Chordata, Mammalia, Chiroptera, Miniopteridae. Gene Ontology annotation, biological process: proteasome-mediated ubiquitin-dependent protein catabolic process; multicellular organism development. The record is from RefSeq and is a predicted model, not a curated record. Gene Ontology annotation, molecular function: ubiquitin conjugating enzyme binding; ubiquitin protein ligase activity; zinc ion binding. Gene Ontology annotation, cellular component: cytoplasm.
GGGACCUCUAAGUGCACACUGUCCCAGAGGAUGCCUCCGAUGGGCACAACCGCAUCCAACAAUGACUUAGCCACUCUUUUUGAGUGUCCCGUCUGCUUUGACUGUGUGUUACCACCCAUUUUCCAGUGUCGCAGUGGCCAUCUUGUGUGUAACAACUGUCACCCAAAGCUCACAGGCUGUCCAACCUGCCAGGGCCCAUUGGGAGCCAUUCGCAACUUGGCCAUGGAGAAACUGGCCAAUUCAGUACUUUUUCCUUGCAAAUAUGCCUCUUAUGGAUGUAAAACAACUCUGCCACACAAAGGAAAAGCAAACCACGAAGAGCUCUGUGAGUUUCAGCCUUGCUCUUGCCCAUGCCCCGGUACUUCCUGUAAGUGGCAAGGUGCUUUGGAUGCUGUCAUGCCUCAUCUGAUGCAUGAACACCCAUUCAUUGAAACCCUGCAGGGAGAGGAUGUAGUUUUGCUUGCUACAGACAUCAAUCUGUCUGGUGCUCUGGACUGGGUGAUGAUGCAGUCCUGUUAUGGCUUUCAUUUCAUGAUAGUUUUGGAGAAAAAGGAAAAUUAUGAUGGAUACCAGCAGUUCUUUUCCAUUGUACAGCUAGUAGGAACACGCGAGCAAGCUGAAAAUUUUGCUUAUCGACUAGAGCUAACUGAUCAUAGGCAGCGAUUAACUUGGGAAGCCACUCCUCUAUCUAUUCAUGAGGAAAUUGAAGCAGCCAUUAUGAAGAGUGACUGUCUAGUCUUUGACACCAGCACUGCACAGCUUUUUGCAGAAAAUGGCAAUUUAGGCAUCAAUGUAUCUAUUAACAUGUGUUGAAAUGGCAAUAAAAAUUUUUCUGGCCAGUGUGUAAAAACAUUGUAUUCAGUUUCACAGAAAAUAGGCACCCUUCUGCCUGCCAACCUGAAACUUUUGGUAGGUGGAAGCUAGUCACAUGAAGGUAAAUAAAAGGCUGUUAAAAGGAAACAGUUGCAUGUAGUAACAUUAAGAUAGUUAUAAGUAAGUCAACAGUAAACAACUGAAUAUA